AAGCCUUUUCCAUUGUCAAGCACACACUAAACCCAGUCACGGAAAAACAGCUACAUGUGCAUCAGAAAAUUCACACACACGAGACUACUCCCUCUCCUUAACCUAAAAUAUUUGAAUAAGCACAAAUCCAGCAGUUGCCGUGUGACGGCGAUUAUUUUUUUUUUCCACAAAAUUCAAUCCAAAAUCCACCAGACCAUUUAGAUAGACCCUUUCAACAUUCCUCCUUCAAACUUGAUAACUAGUUUAUUUUCCCCUACUACAAACCCGAAAAGAUAAAAUAAAUUCAUCGUGAUCCAUCUUUAAUGCCAAUGAUUCCCACCUUCGAUUCCUUUGCUUCCCAGACUCUCAUCACUUGAUCAAUCAUUCUGCCCAUAAUCUUUUCAAUUAAUCGGAGACCCUUUUCGGUUUUGCCUUUACUCCACUAAUUCUCACCUCCAAAACCAUCAUGUUUCUCGCAAAUCUCGCUUUACUGGUUUUCUCCAUCGUUUUCCUGAUUGUGGUUUUCAGAUUUUUGGCCAAAACAAGCUUAAUACAUUCCUUGAAAAGGGGCUGGCAGUUCUUGGAAGGAAAAUCCUAUGUAUACCAGUUCUACAGGGUGCCGAAAUUCAACGAAAACAUGCAGGAAAAUCAACUCUACCGAAAGGUUUACACGUACCUUAAUUCUCUACCUUGCGUUGAAGAUUCCGAAUUCGCGAACCUCUUCUCCGGCUCUAAGUCCACUGAAAUCAAUCUGAUUCUCGACGAGAAUCAAACUAUCGCCGAUCACUUCCUCGGCGCGAGAGUGUGCUGGAAGAUCGAGAACUGCGAGGAAAAGGGCGUUAAGUCGCUCGUUCUGAAGAUCAGAAAGAACGACAAACGCAGGAUUUUAGUUCCCUAUUUGCAACAUAUUCAUCAAGUGUUUGACGAGAUUGAGCAGAAGAGGAAAGAGGUGAGACUGUACGUCAACGUAGAGAACGGACUGCAGAGAGAUGGACGGUGGAGAUCGACGUCGUUCACCCAUCCAGCGACGAUGGAAACCAUCGUCAUGGACGCGGAUCUGAAGACUAGAAUCAAAUCCGAUUUGGAGAAUUUUUUGAAAUCCAGGCAGUAUUACCACCGCUUAGGCCGUGUUUGGAAGAGAAGCUAUUUGUUGUACGGGUCAGGGGGUACGGGUAAAUCCACAUUCAUAGCUGCAAUGGCGAAGUUCCUGAGCUACGACAUUUACGAAAUCAAUCUGCACAAAGUAGAAAACGACGCCGAUCUGAACUACCUCCUCCUCCAAACAACAAAAAAGUCCAUACUCGUGAUCGAGGAUCUGGACCGCUACCUGGCCGAAAAAUCAUCGGCGGUCAGCUUGUCGGGAAUCCUGAACUUCAUGGACGGAAUAUUCUCCUGCUGCGGCGAAGAGAGAGUGAUGAUUUUCACCAUGAACAGUAAGGAAAACGUCGGCGCGUGCCUUCUACGCCCCGGCAGAAUCGACGUGCACAUCAACUUCCCCCUCUGCGAUUUUACCGCGUUCAAAAGUUUAGCCAGCAGUCAUUUAGGAUUGAAAGAUCACAAAUUGUUUCCGCAAGUGGAGGAGAUCUUCCAAACCGGGGCGACUCUGAGUCCGGCCGAGAUUUGCGAGAUCAUGAUAUCGAACCGGGGUUCACCGAGCCGGGCAUUGAAAACCGUCAUCACGGCACUGCAAACCGACCUUGCGGGUAGGGUCAGGAGACGGCUGAGUGGGUCCGGGUCUGGACGGGUUGUGGAUGAAACGGAGGAGUCAGGUAAGGAAGGGCAAAACGGGAUUCAUCCUAUGAAGGAGAUCAAGAAUUUUUACGGAUUUUUGAAGUCGAGGAGUAGUAGAAAGGCUUCGUUGGACAAAUUUGAUGUUGAACCCGUUGAAAGGGAAAAUUCGGGUUCGGUCCAUAUUCAUGAUAAUUGAAUCGGGUUUUAUUGAAUUGAAUUCGGGGCUCCGAUAAUUGGAAGCCUCUUUUUGUUAUUUUUUACUGGUGUAGAUGAUUUCAUUUUUUCAGAUGUUGCUUUUUGGGUCUUUGAAAUUAUUAGAUUGACUUGUAAAAGAUUACACCAUAGCAUAUACUUGUACAUUUCUGAAAAAAGUCUCUAAGCUUUUUUUGUUAAUUGUUUAAUUUACAAUAAUUAAUUGCAUAACUUAGUA
This is a messenger RNA of Sesamum indicum (sesame), 2140 nucleotides long. Its product is annotated as AAA-ATPase At2g46620. Gene Ontology annotation, molecular function: ATP hydrolysis activity; ATP binding. NCBI's taxonomy places the organism in Eukaryota, Viridiplantae, Streptophyta, Magnoliopsida, Lamiales, Pedaliaceae. The record is from RefSeq and is a predicted model, not a curated record.